AUGCCAGAUAAGACGCUGAAGGUUGUCACCUAUGCUGCCGGUGCGUCUCUAGCGGCAAUCACCCUCGUUUAUGUUUUCGCACCGACGUAUUUCCUUGAUGGCGACGCUUCGACCUCCGGCAGCGCCGCGCUCUUAACGCGAAAAAAAGGCGUUGUCGGGCUCUCAAACCCUGCGAACGACUGUUUUAUCAACUCGGUACUCCAGGCUCUCGCGGGCCUUGGUGAUCUUCGACUUUAUCUGAUACGAGAAAUACAUCGCCGCAGCCUUGACGACCAAUCUGUAUACGCCCGGCUCGUCCCAGCCGACAUAUUGGCGCAGAUCGAGCAUGAAAAGGCCCUGCCGCGUUUCGGCAAGGAUAUACCGAAUUGGAAGCUAGACGGAUUGCAGAGAGGCAGCGUCACCAGGGGCCUAAAGGAAAUUUUGGAUGCGUUAAACGAACGACCGAUUCACAAAAAAACCAUCUCCGCCGCACGCUUCGUGAAGGUUCUGGAGGAGGCUUUCCGGCAGCGUAUUAGCCGGCAGCAGCAAGACGCCCAGGAGUUCUUGCAGGUAGUGGCCGAGAGACUCUGUGAUGAAUACCAUGCGGGACGCAGGGCGCGGUGGCUCGCCAGACACGCGGCAACUCUAGAUGGUGAGCCAUCCAUAACGCGGGCAGUCGUCGCUGAGAUAUUGGACGCCGGGAUGCCUCAGUUACCUGACCCUGCACCCCUGACAGGAGGCUUUCUGCCGGUUCUGGAGUCAUCCGCUGGGGCGUCUAAGAACGAGGUGGAACGUGACAUUGGUCAAGAAGAAGGUACGGACACCGAAGAAGAAGAAGGAUUCUCUUUGGAAGGCAGGUGUGAAAAAUGCCGCCUUCUGCACGCGUUGUCUAUCGUUGAGUCAGAUGCGCAGCGGCCCUCAUCGGAGACAGUGCGGGCGAAAGCCCAGGCAGCGGUGGAAAAGCUGAGGCACGCCAUCGAAACAGAUCCGGAGAAACCGCCAGAGGACGUCCAACUUCCCGACUUGCGAUCCGCCCCUAAACGCAGGAUCACGCGUCACAUCCGUCUGACUGACUUCCCCAAGGUCCUGGCUAUCCAUCUGUCAAGGUCCAUCUUCGACGCGGGCUAUUCAUCGCAGAAGAACUCGGCCAAGGUCGCAUUCCCGGAACAGUUGCCGUUGGGUGGUUUGCUUCAGCAACGAAAAUACAAGCUCCUCGGUGUCGUGACGCACAAAGGAAGCCAUCACAGCGGGCACUACGAGUCCUUCCGGCGCCAGAACAUAUACCCACCCUUUUCUAAUCCGAACACGUUCCAGGCGUCGGAGGCGUACAGUAGGAGACCCAGUCCAGCGCCAACGCCUCGGCUCGAGGCCGAUGGCCAGCUAUCUGAGAUACCUACCGUUCCAGCUUCAGCUCAGGAGAUCUCGGCCAACGGAACCAACGUCGAUGUACCCCCUUUUCCGGACCCAGGCGCGGCAGCGGCAGGGAGCUCCCGCAGUUCGUUUUCUGAUAACUUGCGUAGCAAGGAACAGCCCGCCGAGACGCGAGAUCAUCCAGCGCCAGCGCCUCCCGGGCGCCAUGCGCUGGCUGAGAAAUCCAAGUCACGGAAGCAGCAGGCCCGCUGGUGGCGGAUCAGCGACGAAAAGAUCAAAGAAGCCAGUACUCGUGACGUGCUAAACAUGCAACGCGAGGUGUAUUUGCUUUUCUACGAGAUUGAACGACAGCCUCCUCUGUGA
Molecule: messenger RNA, 1713 nt
Organism: Chaetomium globosum CBS 148.51
Lineage: Eukaryota; Fungi; Ascomycota; Sordariomycetes; Sordariales; Chaetomiaceae
Exons: 2
Coding region: 1-1713 (570 amino acids)
Biological process (GO): protein deubiquitination
Cellular component (GO): cytosol; nucleus
Molecular function (GO): cysteine-type deubiquitinase activity; cysteine-type endopeptidase activity
Source: RefSeq, a predicted model, not a curated record